Trypanosoma conorhini is the source of this 330-nucleotide messenger RNA. Its product is annotated as (H+)-ATPase G subunit. NCBI's taxonomy places the organism in Eukaryota, Euglenozoa, Kinetoplastea, Trypanosomatida, Trypanosomatidae. The record is from RefSeq and is a predicted model, not a curated record. Gene Ontology annotation, biological process: proton transmembrane transport. Bases 1 to 330 code for a protein of 109 amino acids. The transcript has a single exon. Gene Ontology annotation, cellular component: vacuolar proton-transporting V-type ATPase complex. Gene Ontology annotation, molecular function: proton-transporting ATPase activity, rotational mechanism.
AUGCCACCGAAGCAAGACAACGUGCAGAUGCUCCUCGCGGCGGAGCAGAAGCGCAACAAAAUCAUCGCCGACGCCAAGGCGCGAAAGCAGGCGAAGGUGAAGCAGGCAAGGGCGGAUGCGGAGCAGGAGGUGGCCGCGUUCCGGCGGGAGAAGGAGCAGGAGUACGAGCAGUACAGGAUGCAGCAGCUCAGUGUGGCCGACGUGGAGAACGCGGAGUUGGCACGCGGAACAGAACUGCAACUUCACGAGCUCCACGCACUCACGGCGCAGCGCAUGGAUUACGUUGAGAACAUGAUGGCCACACUGAUUCUGCAGUGUUCGGAGCCGUAA